Paramecium tetraurelia is the source of this 2769-nucleotide messenger RNA. RefSeq lists its product as uncharacterized. The transcript has 6 exons. The record is from RefSeq and is a predicted model, not a curated record. Lineage: Eukaryota; Ciliophora; Oligohymenophorea; Peniculida; Parameciidae.
AUGUUUGCAGAAGCUUUGGGAGAAGACGAUGAAUAUGUACGACUUCAAAAAAUAAGUUUGGGAAUUAAGGAAGUUUCUUUGAACUUGAGAAACAUGUAAAUAAUCACAGAUCAUAACAUCUUAAAAUCAAUGAUUUGUUCUUAUCCUUUCUAAUAGGCAAGCAUUGAAUUACUGAUAUCAGCUUUCUUUGAUUAUUUUAAACAUAAGUUAUUCCUUUUCGCUUUUUAUAGAGCACUUUAGGAUGUAAGUGAACUCUAAGAAUACAGAGAAUUUUUAGGCAAUAGGAGUACUAGAAGCCUAAAGAUGACAUUUAAGUAUAUAAAGAUAUAUAUGCAUAGCGGAAAUGUUAAUAAGAUUAUUGAAGAAUAAUAAAAAUAGGGGUCCACACCAUUUUCAAAAUAAGUCAUAGAGAAAUUGUUAAUAGCUAAAAGAUUCGCUUGUUCUUACUUGAAGAGAUUCUUUUUAUUGGCAAUUCAACUCAAUGUGGAUUUGGAAGAAAUGUCAAUAAUUUUUAAACAGUUCAUUACACAUACUCGAUGCCAAAAAUUUCAGUAAUAAUUGAUUGAUCAGUUCUUCGAUUGUAAAUAGAGUAUAUUUUAUGAAUUUCCAUGGAAGAACAAAUAUGAUUACGAAUUAGACGAUUUUUGCAAUAGAUGGACUAUUGAGAUUGCUCCUAAGUGGAUUUUAGACAGAAAAAAGUCUAUGUCUUCAUUCAACUACAUUGGAACCGAAAAACAAAUCAAAACUGAGUAGGAUGAUGAAUAUAUAACACCAGCCAGUAAAGUAGAAUCAGUUUCUGAUUAUGUUGAAAUUAUGCAAAAGAUAAUCUGCAAACCUAUAGAAAUGGUUACUCAACAUGAUCAACUCCAGCUACAUAAUAACGACAACAUAGAGAUACUAAUUAAAUUUAUAAUCAAUCCUCUAGAAACAGAACUUAUAGAUGAUUGGGGUCUAUUAUUUUAGAAAAAGGAUAUAGAUAGCAAUGAUUACAAAACUACAUUUAAAUCUAGUACUAUACCCAUGGAUUAUUUGAACACAGUGAGAUCCUUCAAAAGUCUUCAGUUUUUGACUUAAAAAGUAAAUCACUCUAGAUUUUAUCUGACAAUUCAAGAUAUGACUCCCAAAAUAUUUGAAUAAAUUAUAGAGAGCCUCAACAAUCAAUCAAUUCAAUUGAAUUUAAAUCAUUUAGCUAUUUUAAUUGAUCAAUUAUUGCUUAUUUGUCCAAAAGCUAGUGUAUUGAAGAUCAUCGAAUUAGAUUUCCUAUUCUUGUUUUUAUAAUAUUCAAGUAACCCAUUUAUUGAAUCUUUGAUAAUUGAUAUUUUAGACUUAACUGUUGAUAAAUAUAAACUUGGUUUUUUUAUUUAAAAAUAGAUUUGGUAAUACAUUUUGGAAACUAAAUGGAUAGAAUAUUUAAGUAAUGCAAUAUUCCAAUAAAAUUACUCUAUUGCCAAUUUAAAGUUUCCUGUAACAGAGAAGGAUGAGGAAAAAUAGCAAAUACUCAACUUUCUAUCAAAAUUCAAAGAUGUUCAAAAACCUAUUGAAAUUGUGAAAAUCAGUACAUUAGAUGAAUUUAUUGGACCUUUAGGAGGAUCAGCCAAUUCACAAAAUUUAGAAGAACAUAUCCAAUAUCCUGAAAAUAUAUCUUAUGCUUAAUUAUUAGAAAACGAUGUAGACGCCAUAAGAGCAUAUUUAGAUGAAAGAAGAGUGCAUAAGUCUAUUAAUUAUAGUAGAAAGUAAAGUACGAAAGCAGAAUCUUAGAUGACAACUCAUCGUACACCGACUGUUUCACAUAGUCGUAACAUAAGUCUCAAUGUACCCACUCUCCCAUCGAUUAAUACUCCAAAAUCAGUGUCUAAUAAAUAGAGUGAAUUAUAAUUUGCAUUUAAUGACUCCAAAUCAAAAAGGGGAAGUGUUGAGAAAUUGGAAAAACAUGAGAAAUCUGUCAGUUCUAAAACAUCAUUAUGGGCUUAAAAUCUUUAAUAGACUUCCAGGUCUUCAUUGUCAUCAGAGACUGGAUUUUCAAGUAGUAAACUUAUAAUGCUGUACCCUUCAGGUAAUCAAAAAGCAAAUCCAAGUUAAUUUGAAAUACAUUCAUCUGAAUUUUAUUUUAAUGCAAAUACUUUUGAACAUCUCAUAAACUUAUUAGAAAAAAUAGUUAAUGUGAUUGCCAUUCAUUAGAUGAGAAACUUAGACAAUGGAGAACACUUUUGUAAUUUGGUUUUAAAUUAAGAAUUAGUGCUUUCUUUAUUUAAAUUUUAUUUAUAUGAAAUACAUAUGAAGAAAGAUGUAAGUUUCCAAUGUGGUAAAAUAAUAAAUUCAAUAUACUAUCUUGCUAAAAGGUAUGGAAAUGCUGAAUAAUAAGAAUUUUUAAGGGAGAUUUUCUAUUCAACAAUAGAAUAUCUGAAUAAAAUCAUCAUUAACUUAAAUAGGUAAAAUUUAGAUUUGAGUUUUACUUCUCAAUUUAUUUUGUUUUAAACAAUCAACAAUGGAUUUGCCAUAUUUGAACCUUAUGAUGCAACAAAAUUAAAUAGAAAUAUCUACAAGUUCUUAAGUGAAACAACCAUCCAUUUAUACAUUAUUUUUUUCUUUAAGAGCAAACAAAAUUCUCUAUAUCAAUAUCAGUUUGUCGAAUUUAUAAAUAUGAUAUUUGAAAAGGCUCCCACUUACUUACUUUAAAAUAUCUUAUUUAAUGUUGGAUUAAUUAGUUCCCUCUAUAAUGCUUAUACAACUUUCUAUGCAAACGGCUUUAAGAGCUCACAGCUACAAUGA